Molecule: messenger RNA, 1650 nt
Organism: Rotaria sp. Silwood1
Lineage: Eukaryota; Metazoa; Rotifera; Eurotatoria; Philodinida; Philodinidae
Source: the annotation of a GenBank genome assembly
AUGCGAGCUCUUCAACAAAAAUCCUCUCGAACUACAAAAACAUCUACAGUACAUGUUAAAACAAGUGGUCCUUCAAGACUUCUGAGAACCGUCAGACAUAAUCCUGUUCGUUCUACAGUAAUAAUUGUCAUGAGUAUGUUUAUUUUAUCUGCUGUUAUCGCAUGUAUUGUCAUAUUUACUGUCAAACGAAAUCCAGUAAAAACAUCCGUAGUAAAUCAUACAUUAACGAAUUAUACUACGACAACAAUGCAUAUAGUAACAUCAACAGCGAUAGAAACCACAGUUAGACCGACAAUAGUGAUACCUGUAAACUCAACUACAUCAACACUAGCCUCAACAAUAAUUACAAUAUCGAAUAGAACGACAAUGGUAACAACUAGUAACACGAGAACAUCAACGACACCAGUGCCAACAUCGAUGUUAACCACAAUAUCAACAGUAACCAUCGAAACAUUAGCAGCCACAACGAACACAACGGCAGUAUCGUCAACAACGGAAACCACUACACCACCGAAAGCAUCAAUAGUAGCAUCGGAAACAUCUGGAACAUUAGCAGCCACUACAGACACAGUCAUUAUAUCGACAACAUCAGUACCAACCACAUCUAUUAUAAAAACUACGUCAUCACCAGUAGCAAUAACGAUAUCGACAACACCGAUAACAGAUCCGAUGACAUUAUCAAUCACUACAGAGCUAGUAACAACAAUGAUAUCGUUAACUACAACUACUCGUUCUACUACAUCUUCACCGCCAAGACCUGGUGAUGGCAUUUGUGAAACAGCUACAUGGGAACGAGUAGGUCAAGUUGUGGCUGGUGGUAAUGGUGCAGGGUCGAAUCGUAACCAAUUGGAUCACCCUGCUGCCAUCAUUGUUGAUGAAAAUCAAACAAUUUAUGUCUCGGAUAAUGUUAAUAAUCGUAUUAUAAAAUGGAAUGCUGGUGAAUCGAGUGGACAAGUAGUUGCCGGUGGAAAUGGUAGAGGAGGGGCUCCUAAUCAAUUACAUGGUCCACGUGGUUUUGUUCUAAACCAAAAUGGAACACUUUACAUUGGUGAUGCUGAAAAUAAUCGUGUUCAACGUUGGUUUCGUGGUAAUUCAUCUGGAGAUACAAUUAUAAGUAAUAUUUAUGCCCACGGUAUGGCGCAAGAUGAUGAAGGAUCUCUUUAUAUAUCCGAUAGAGCGAAAGGUGAAGUGAUUAAGCUACCGAUAAAUGAGACUGUUGGACAAGUAAUUAUAUCCAAACUGAAUCGUCCAUAUCUAAUUUUCCUUGAUAGAAAUCAAUCUCUCUAUGUAACUGAUCGAGAUAAUCAUCAAGUGGUAAAAUUAGAGUUUGGAGCAACGCAAAUAUCCGUUGUUGCUGGUGAAUCUGGUGGUGGUGGUGGUGGUAUGAAUCAGCUGCAAGGGCCAGAAAGUGUAUUUGUCGAUGAAUUUGAAACUCUCUAUAUAGCUGAUAGUUAUAAUCAUCGAAUCAUACGAUGGUUACGUGGAGCCAAGUCCGGUAGUGUCAUUGCCGGUGGUCGUGGACAAGGUUCUAACUUAGAUCAAUUUAAUUUACCGACUGAUGUAUCAUUUGAUCUCGAUGGCAAUCUUUACGUGACUGAUCAUUAUAAUCAUCGUGUACUCAAAUUUCCCAUCGAUAAGAGUUCCUGUUGA